CGCCGGCUGGUGAUGAGGGGAAAGGGCUCCUCCUCCCUUUCAUGCCGCUGUGCCCGGCUCAUUUUGUAGCGGCGCAGGCACCAUCAGCAGACCUACAGUAACCGGAUCCCUAAAUCUGGACCACCAUAUAUUUAUUUUCAGCCGGAACUACGUUACUGGACUCAUAUUUCACCCGGACUAAUCUGGCAGCGCGCAGCGUCUCUUAGUUACACAGAUGAGGGAAAGGGCGGAAGUGGCUUCUGAAUGACAGCUUGCGGGGAGUGUGACCUCUCCAUGCCGGCAAUUAGCCGCUGGGGAAGACAGAGGAGGAGGAUGAUGCUGCGACACAUGAAGUAGCCGCCUGCAGGAGAGGGGGGACGCUCGGCGCUGGCAGCUCAGUCACCAUGGCGAUAAAGAUCUUCUUUCCUACCAGCUGCUCAGCGGCAGAGAAUGGGCUGCUUAUUGGCCGCUGGUUGGGGGAACACGGGUCCGCUGUAGUACUGGCCACACUGCACUUUCCCUUCAUCCCGGCCCAUGUGAAGAAAUAUCUCAGCCAGCUAGAGCAGGUGACGGGGCUCAGCCUCUCUGUUCUAGGAACCUGGAGCCACAGCAAGGCCGAGAAAGAUGAGAAGAUGGAGAACUUCCUGGGAGACCUAAGUGGCAUUUUCAACCACCAGCCCUGGCUGCGCAUGUCCAGGGAGGCCGCCAGCAAGUUCUGGGAUUGUAGGGUGGAAAAGGUGGAGGACGAAGCCUCGGAGGACUUGGUCUUGGUUUACUAUGAUCAGAGGAAAGUAAUGCUCUCAGAACUACAUUCUGCAUCUGAACAUUCGGAGAUAGCUGCUAUGUUUAACUCAGUGGCCAAAAAUCAGAUUCUCUAUGCCACGGACAAAUAUGAUGAGGGGCCAUUGAAGCUAACACACUGGCAGUCUGAAGGGGUGGAGGCCAGUAUUAUUGUAGAGCUGACCAAGCAGGCAUCUGUGCCAGUGUGUGCCGUCAUUUCCUUCUUCGUCUCCCUGAUCACCAGCGUUUGUAACCUCAGGGUCCUGAGCGGGCUACCUCUCUCCUUCCUAUGGAAUAAGCUGUCCACCUGUGAGCAGUUGGGGAAACGCCUGGAGAACCUGCGCUUGAUAAGCAGUUCUGAGAAAGCUCGUGACCACACAACCUUCAUGAGAAAGGCCAACACUGUCAUGUCGCUGCUUCUAGACAUGGUGCUAGGAAUCCUGCUGAUGUCCUGGCUAUAUCGUGGAAACCACAUAGGUCAGCUGGCUGAUGCGCUCGUUCCCGUGGCCGAUCAUGUGGCUUUGGAACUCCAGGAAUUGCUGCAGUGGCUGAUGGGCGCCCCGGCCGGGCUGAAGAUGAACCGGGCUUUGGAUGAAGUCUUAGGGCGCUUCUUUAUGUACCAUAUCCACCUGUGGAUCAGUUACAUCCGCCUGAUGUCUCCGUUCAUUGAAGUUAUCCUGUGGUACAUUGGCUUGUCUGCCUGUCUGGGGCUGUCCGUGGCUCUGUCCAUCCUGUCUGAUAUCAUUGCUCUCCUCACCUUCCACAUAUAUUGCUUCUAUGUAUACGGGGCCAGAUUAUACUGCUUGAAGAUGCAUGGGUUGUCAUCCCUCUGGCGUCUGUUUCGGGGUAAAAAGUGGAAUGUCCUGCGCCAGCGAGUCGACUCUUGCUCUUAUGACUUGGAUCAGCUAUUUCUGGGGACCCUGCUGUUCACAAUCCUUCUCUUUCUGCUGCCGACCACCGCUCUCUAUUAUUUGGUCUUCACCCUGCUCCGCCUGCUUGUUGUGGUGGCGCAGGGCGUGAUCCAGAUGACCAUAAAUUUGCUGAGCUCGCUCCCAUUCUACGCCCUGUUACUGCGCCUGUGCCGCUCUUACCGAUUGGCAGCCGGAGUGAAAUUCCGGAUACUAGAGCAAAAAAGUGGGACGGCUCUGAGAUUGCUGAUGCAGAUCAACCCAUUACCAUACGGACAAGUGCUGGAAACCUACAGGCUGCCAUAUAGCAGGUGCUACCCAAAAGACUCCUGGGGCUCCCUGUGUAAGAAGCUCUUUGUUGGGGAGGUGAUCUACCCCUGGAAGCAGAAGGAAGAUAAACAGGACUGAGUGGGUGUUGUGUCGGUGUUUGUACUCCCACUUGGCUAUUGCAGGACACUGCCAUUGCCGACACCUGGCUAGCUAAGGGGUGUGACCUUCCCAGUGUUACACAGAGUUACUUUCCUGACCUGAGAUCACACUUAUUACCCUUAAGUGAAAGUAACAUUCCUCUUGCUCAUAAAUACAUUAUUUUCACAUUAAUUGGCAAAAGAACAGGUAAAUGUACUGAUAACCAAUCACAGAUCUUGAUAGAUGAGGACAUAGUUUUUAUGGUCUCUAAAUCAGACAUUGCAGACAGAAAUACUUAUAAAAGUGAAGGGAAUUAUUUCUCUGUUUAAAUGAUUCAGUUGAAGGUCUUUUUAUUUUUGCCAAUUAAAAUGUUAGAAAAUGACAGUGACUAUGCCAGUGAGUAUAUCAACAAUUACCACUAGGGGGCAGAGUCUGCAACUAAUGAUGCCAAAUAGUAACCCUUAAAGAUAUUCAUACCCUGUGUAUGUAUAGAGGGGGCUUUAUGGCUCUCUAUAUCCCUGCCUUUUUGGGAGUUUCUCAUGCAUUAAGAAAUGACAGCCGUUGCCAAUAAAGAAUUUCUGAUUGCUUCACCCAUAAGCAAUAUAAAGCAUAGAAACAUAGAAUCUGACAGCAGAAAAGAUCCACUUGAGCCAUCUAGACUUAAUGUUUAACACUACCCAUCUAGUCCCGCUCAUCGUCAUUGCACUGUGGACAAUCACAUCUUAAAAGAUACAUUUUGCAAUAUGAGGCUUUUUGCAUAAUCUUGCCCAAAAUUACGGGGAAUUGAUAACUGGUGAUAUUAUGGACCUCUGCUCGCUUGUGAGUUACAUCCUCAUGGUACAUGUGUUCCAGCACCCGACAUGAGUUCUGCGUCAGUUUAUGGUCACUACCAACUGGCUGUGUGAUUGGAUUAUUGCCAGCUAUGAUCCAGAGCAAGUCUGCGCAACCUCUGGAUCAGGGCUGUUCCGGGGUCCUAGAAUUUGAUUUUGUUGUCUCCCAAUCAUCUGAUAUGGAAAAUAUGCUACAGGGGGCUCAGAACAAAAUUUUACUGACAUUGGGACAUCAGCUUAACAUUGUGCACCACUGAUGUAUGUAACCUAUGGGUACUGCACCCCGGUAUUUUGUGGGGUCCCCCGACUGUCAGAUACACAGUGUGUUGGAGUCCCAGAAAAAUGACAUAUUUGCGGCUAAAGAAAAUGUUUGAGUCUUUUUGAUCUAUAUAUUUGUAUACCUCAUUCACUGUCAGACUACAGAGCCAGAAAAGGGCCCUUAUACAAAUUAGAUGGCAUACUUUCAGUGUAAGCAGGUUGUGUGUAUUUUGUGUUCCUCCUCCUAACUGAGCAGUGGUGUAAUGUACACACCCUGAUUUACCUGUUUGGGCCUAGGGGCCAUUUAAAACUGGAUUGUUACGGCGUCUGAUCCCAUAGAUUACUUAUUCUGACUGUGCAGAUCCGACAACAUGUUCCCAGAUUAGAGACCACUGUUAGUUUAUGAGCAGUGUAUGUGAUUAUUCUGCGACAUAGCGUCUUGUCUGAUUUAAUAAUUGCACUAAUGUUUCCCCAAUGCAGUGGUCUGUAAUUGUGUAUUUAUAUCUUUAAAUAAUUUUACCUUUCAAUGAACUUAGAUUCAUAUUUUUAAUCAAUGGAGAUGUUUUGUGAAAUAUCUUUUUGUAUACCUUUUUUAAUUGUGUUAAUUCUUAAAAAAAAUAAAAAUCAACAAAAAAAAUAAAAAUAUAGUUUCACAAUCUA
This is a messenger RNA of Pseudophryne corroboree (corroboree frog), 3823 nucleotides long. It is a transcript of the gene PIGQ, whose product is annotated as phosphatidylinositol glycan anchor biosynthesis class Q. NCBI's taxonomy places the organism in Eukaryota, Metazoa, Chordata, Amphibia, Anura, Myobatrachidae. The record is from RefSeq and is a predicted model, not a curated record. The transcript is spliced from 11 exons. The coding region runs from base 384 to 2075 and encodes 563 amino acids. Gene Ontology annotation, cellular component: membrane; endoplasmic reticulum. Gene Ontology annotation, biological process: GPI anchor biosynthetic process.